This is a messenger RNA of Penicillium daleae, 1059 nucleotides long. RefSeq names its product protein N-lysine methyltransferase family protein. The record is from RefSeq and is a predicted model, not a curated record. Lineage: Eukaryota; Fungi; Ascomycota; Eurotiomycetes; Eurotiales; Aspergillaceae. Bases 1 to 1059 code for a protein of 352 amino acids. The transcript is spliced from 2 exons.
AUGGUAUAUUAUAUCCGAUUUCUGAAGACACCUCGGUUUCAGCAGCAGAAAAAGUCCGUCUUCAUCUCCGCCCUGAUCUGCAUCGCUACGGACUUGGGUGAUGAUUUCCUCGCCGAGGAUGUGGACUUGACGGCGAGCUGGGUACAACAUCCCUCACCCAAGAUCCGAUAUCAGACAGCUCUACAAUGGCAGGCUGGUUCCCGCCAAAUACCUAUCUUGCUGGGUCCCUUUUCGCCUAGUGAUGUGGCCGGGCAAACGGCUGUGCUAAAAAUUCAUCUCCCCGAUGUUGAGAAAGAUAUUUUGGGAGAACACACGACACCAUUGGUGAUAUCGGGGUGCAGUGCACCCUUUGGACCACAAUGGGAACCAGCCGAGCAAUUUAUCUGCCGGGAUCUGAACAUCGCAGACAAUGUGCGACCCUUGAAAAUUUGGGAAGAAACGGGCAACAGUAUUGCCCGGCAUAUCUGGGAUGCAGCUCUCGCAGCCAUCAUCUUCCUUGAGCAAGUCAUUAUGGGAGCGGAAAAGAGCAUGCCUGCCCUUGGCCAGCUCUUGAACUCUGGCAAGUCGAGCCUUCAAGUCGUCGAGCUCGGCGCGGGCUGUGGUAUCGUAGGCAUCGCCCUCGCAACCAUGCUCGCCAACUGCGAAGUGCUCCUCACCGAUCUGCCCGAGGUCUCGGAGAUCGUGACUCGUAACAUCAACGAAGCCUCGCCAAAAUCGUCGGCGUCGAUCAAGUUCCAGACCCUCGACUGGGAUGAACCGACUCCCAAUCUUACCCGCGGGCCCAUUGAUUUGAUUCUCGUGUCGGACUGUACGUAUAAUGCAGACAGUUUGCCUGCGUUAGUCUCCGUCCUCGAUCGCUUGGUUCGCGGUUCGCCAGGCGCCAUGGUGCUGGUGGCCUUGAAACGGCGGCACGAGAGCGAGGCCGUCUUUUUCGAUCUGAUGCGGGGUGCAGGGUUUACAUCCCUGCAGACGAAGGUACCAUUACCGGCACAGUGGGGGCAGGUUGAUCAGAUUGAGAUGUAUUGCUAUCAGCAAGAGUACAGACUAGAAAAGGCCUAG